AUGGAUCUUCCUCCUGGUCCAUCUAGAGAGCGAUCUCGAAGUCCUAUAUAUAAUAAAACAAAAAACACUAAAAUAUUAACCGACGAAGAACUCUUAUUGCUUUUGGAAAAUGAUAAAUGGUUGUCAUCGGAGGAUGAUUUUGAUGGCAGUUCUGAUGAUAAUUUUGAGGGCUGUUUGGUUGAUGAUUUCGAUAACAUGGCAGAAGUUGAAGAAGGUAAUUCAAAUAAUGAUUCUCAUUAUAUGUGUGUAGAUAGUAGUACGAUGAAUGAGAUGACUGAUAACUCUAAUAAUAGUCUUAGAAAAGAGCCUAACAAUUAUGAAACUUCCUGGUUAUCUGAUCCCGCAAAUGCAAACUAUAUUCCAUUUACAGCUACACCAGGUUUGAAAUGUGUACCCGAAGGAAACGCACCUAUUGAUUAUUUUAGAUUAUUAGUUACUGAUAGUUUUUUUGAUCUUCUUGUUGAGGAAACAAAUGCAUAUGCACUUGAUAUUUUUUUAAAUCAAACACACGAAAGUGCAAGAAUAAAUAAUUGGGUAGAUACUAACAGAAAAGAAAUGGAAAUUUUUAUUGGCUUAUUGUUUCAUAUGGGAACAAUUAGAUUAAGUAGAUUGGAAGAUUAUUGGAAAACCAGUCGACUUUUCAACAUUCCGUGUUUUCGUGAAUAUAUGAGUCGUAACAGAUUCAUGUUAAUAUUACGAGCAUUGCAUUUCACUCGUAAUCCGAAAGAAGGAGAACCUACUCCUCAUAAUAGGUUAUAUAAAAUCCAGAGUGUUUUGAAUUAUUUUAAUUCAAAAAUGGAAGAAGUUUAUGAACCGUCUAAAAAUUUAUCUAUUGAUGAAUCUAUGAUUUUAUGGCGUGGGCGUUUGGUAUUUCGCCAAUACAUUAAAAACAAACGACACAAAUAUGGCGUAAAAUCAUAUAUGUUGACUGAACCCUGGGGUUUUAUACACAGGGUUAUGGUUUAUUCUGGACAAGGUCAUGAUAUAUCUAAUACUAUGAGUCAUACAGAACUGUUGUUAGAAAAAAAAACAUUUGUCACAGGAACUCUACGAUCAAACCGCAAAAACAACCCUAAAGAUGUUAUUGAUAAAAAAUUGAAAAAAGGAGAGUCUAUAUAUCGGUACACAAAAGAGGGUAUUUGUGUCCUAAAAUGGAAAGACAAGAGAGAUGUUCUGAUGAUUAGUUCUGAAUUUUCUCACUCAAUGUGUGAAGUUAGUUCUAGGACAGAAGUAAAACAGAAACCUAUAAUCGUAAAAAAAUAUAAUGAAAAUAUGUCAGGAAUAGAUCGCCAGGAUCAAAUGGCAUCAUACUACCCCUGUGAAAGGAAAUCCUUGAGAAACGUAAAAAAAAUAUCACUUUACGACUACAGGAUCUCAGUUAUUGAAAGUUUAUUACCUAAAAAAGACAAUAAAACACAGAAAAAUUCUGAGGUGAAAAAAACUGAAGCACAUUUACCCAAAAAAGUUGAAAAAAACGAAAAAAAUAGAUAUUAUAAAAAACGCUGUAAGGUUUGUGCUGAUAAAAAAAUACGAAAAGAAACUAUAUAUUACUGUGAUCAAUGUGAGGAUGAACCAGGGUUAUGCUUGGAACAAUGCUUCAAAGAGUUUCACAAAUAA
Messenger RNA from Aphis gossypii (cotton aphid), 1617 nucleotides. RefSeq names its product piggyBac transposable element-derived protein 4-like. Lineage: Eukaryota; Metazoa; Arthropoda; Insecta; Hemiptera; Aphididae. The transcript has 3 exons. The coding region runs from base 1 to 1617 and encodes 538 amino acids. The record is from RefSeq and is a predicted model, not a curated record.